CAUGCGAACAUGCUCAUGGUGGAUCCUCCAGCGGUGACUUGUGUGUUCACUGAGGAACUUUACCAUCAGUGAGGUGUGUGUGUGUGUGUGUGUGAGGCCUUUCUGCUGUUUGUGACAAUAAUCCCUGAUGUGACUGCAGAGCCUCAUUCAGCUCAACAUGUCUGAAAAGUUUGAGGAGCAGCAGAGUUGAAGCAGAUCAUGGAGGACUUUCUGCAUAAUGCGACCAGAUGUAGAAGGACAUCCUGGAAUUUUUUUAUCAUAGUGCAUUUAACAUACUAUAUAUUGGGACAUACUAAUUAUUUUUCUGUCGUACUAAAUAGUAUGGUAGUAUGGGUAUUGGAAUGCACAGAGUUAAAAUUCACGAGCUCCUCUUCCUGGAAUGAAUCAUAGCUUGAUAAACCCCUCCCUCCUCUUCCUGCUCAGCUCCACUCGGUCCAUUUACUUCCUUGUUCCCUCCCCUUCAGAUCUACAGUUUGAAGGAGGGUGUAACCAACAUGGUGAGAGCUGAUAGGCUCCAUUCGGUGCACAGACACAUGCUGUUUAGGUCAGAGCUCAAACUAGUUUUGCUUCUCAGGAAGUGAGACUCAGACAGUCAUUGCUACUGAGAGGUGAAAUGGCGCAGAAAGGAGUUCAGCUGGACCAAGAGUCAUUCUCUUGUUCGAUCUGUCUGGAUCUACUGAAGGAUCCGGUGGCUAUUCCCUGUGGACACAGCUACUGCAUGAACUGUAUUAAAAGCUUCUUGGAUGGAGAGGAUGAGAAAAAUAUCUACAGCUGCCCUCAGUGUAGGCAGACCUUCACACCGAGGCCUGUCCUGAUGAAAAACACCAUGUUAGCAGUUUUAGUGGAGGAACUGAAGAAGACUGGACUCCAAGCUGCUCCUGCUGAUCACUGCUAUGCUGGACCUGAAGAUGUGGCCUGUGAUUUCUGCACUGGGAGGAAACUGAAAGCCUUCAAGUCCUGUCUUGCGUGUCUGGUUUCUUACUGUGAGAAACACCUCCAGCCUCAUUAUGAUGUGGCUCCGUUAAAGAAACACAAGCUGGUGGAGCCCUCCAAGAAGCUCCAGGAGAACAUCUGCUCUCGUCACGACGAGGUGAUGAAGAUGUUCUGUCGUACUGAUCAGCAGUGUAUCUGUUAUCUCUGCUCUGUGGAUGAACAUAAAGGCCACGACACCGUCUCAGCUGCAGCAGAAAGGACCGAGAGGCAGAGAGAGCUGGAGGUGAGUCGACUCAACAUCCAGCAGAGGAUCCAGGACAGACAGAAAGAUGUGAAGCUGCUCCAACAGGAGGUGGAGGCUUUCAAUUGCUCUGCUGAUAAAGCAGUGGAGGACAGUGAGAAGAUCUUCACCGAGCUGAUCCGUCUCAUGGAGAAAAGAAGCUGUGAUGUGAAGCAGCAGGUCAGAUCCCAGCAGAAAAGUGAAGUUAGUCGAGUCAAAGAGCUUCAGGAGAAGCUGGAGCAGGAGAUCACUGAGCUGAAGAGGAAAGAUGCUGAGCUGAAGCUGCUGUCACACACAGAGGAUCACAACCAGUUUCUACUCAACUACCCCUCACUGUCACCACUCAGUGAAUCUACACACUCAUCCAGCAUCAAUAUCCGUCCUCUGAGCUACUUUGAGGACGUCACGGCGGCUGUGUCAGAAGUCAGAGAUAAACUACAGGACGUUCUGAGAGAGAAAUGGACAAACGUCUCACAGACAGUGACUGAAGUUGAUGUUUUACUGCCACAACCAGAGCCCAAGACCAGAGCUGGAUUCUUAAAAUAUUCACGAGAAAUCACACUGGAUCCAAACACAGCAAACACACUGCUGUUAUUAUCUGAGGGGAACAGAAAAGCAACAUUUACGACGCAACGUCAGUCUUAUUCUAGUCACCCAGACAGAUUCACUGAUUAUUGGUGUCAGGUCCUGAGUAGAGAGAGUCUGACUGGACGUUGUUACUGGGAGGUGGAGAGGACAGGGGAAGGAGUUUAUACAGCUGUCGCAUACAAGAGUAUCAGGAGAGCAGGGGGGUCAAAUGAAUGUGGGUUUGGAAAAAAUGACAAAUCCUGGGCAUUAAGAUAUGACAACAACAAUUAUAAUUCUUUUUACAACAAUGUCGAAACUCCCGUCUCAGGUCCUCGGUCCUCCAGAGUAGGAGUGUACCUGGAUCACAGUGCAGGUAUUCUGUCCUUCUACAGCGUCUCUGAAACCAUGACUCUCCUCCACAGAUUCCAGACCACAUUCACUGAGCCUCUCUAUGCUGGACUUUGGAUUUAUUCUAAUGGAGUCACUGCUGAGUUCUGUAGACUGAACUAGACAGAAGUCAUUUAAGGGUUAAAUUCUGUGUUUUAACUCUUAAACUCAUUCUGUCUCCAUGUUUGUUGCUGAGAGCUGAUUGUUGUGUCAUUUCUUCACUGCUCAGAGGUCAGCUGUCAAUCAAACAUUAUGGUUGUACUAUGACAUUUUCUCAUGAGUUGUUCUGUAAAUGUGUGAGUGUCUUCAAGUGGCGCUCCUUCCUGUGUCUGUUUCACUGCUCAUGAUGAUGUUUGUUCAUCUGAACUGAUAAUUCUCUACAUGAAUAUAUUAACUUCUCGGUGCUCUAAAAGAUAUUUUAGGGAAAAAAACUAUAUUACAUUGACUUUUAUUUGUUUGACAGACCUAUGAGCUUUAUAAAACUGUAAUCAUCAUGAUCAUAAUCACUAAGGAGAUCCUUCAUUGUUCUCGUUCACAUUGCUGAGAUUCUGCUCAAACAAACUGAUUGUGUUGAUGAAGUGAAUCUGAACAUGAGAUCAUUGAACGAGAGUCAUUUAACAGACUUUACUGAUGGGAUGUGUGAACAAACUGUAGGUUUACAUGAUGAAUAAACAAACAUAAACAAAG
Messenger RNA from Sebastes umbrosus (honeycomb rockfish), 2854 nucleotides. Its product is annotated as tripartite motif-containing protein 16-like. Lineage: Eukaryota; Metazoa; Chordata; Actinopteri; Perciformes; Sebastidae. The coding region runs from base 614 to 2290 and encodes 558 amino acids. The record is from RefSeq and is a predicted model, not a curated record. The transcript has a single exon. Gene Ontology annotation, molecular function: zinc ion binding; protein binding.